Anas platyrhynchos (mallard) is the source of this 6963-nucleotide messenger RNA. It is a transcript of the gene L3MBTL1, whose product is annotated as L3MBTL histone methyl-lysine binding protein 1. NCBI's taxonomy places the organism in Eukaryota, Metazoa, Chordata, Aves, Anseriformes, Anatidae. Gene Ontology annotation, molecular function: chromatin binding; zinc ion binding; histone binding. Gene Ontology annotation, biological process: negative regulation of DNA-templated transcription. The record is from RefSeq and is a predicted model, not a curated record. Gene Ontology annotation, cellular component: nucleus.
GCUGGGCCGGGCCUGGUGGCGGUGGCGCAGCCCGGAGGAGGGCACCGCGGGCAGCGGGCAGCUCCCGGGGAGCCUCGCGGCCCCUUCCGCACCGCGGCCGCCUCGGGGGUGCCCGGGCUGCGCGUUGCCGUGGCGACCCGCCGUGCGCGGCCAGGCAGCUCCCCAAAAUUAUGCGGUCGGAUUAAAAAUUGACACUGCAACGUUGAAGAAUACACGGGUUACCAUGGCGACGGCACUCAUUAACUGCAUGCAUUCUCACUCAACCUGCCCAAUUACCGCCCCCCCCCUCCCCGCGUGCACACACACACACACACACACUCACGCACGCGGCCGGCCCGAGCCGCCCAGCGCCCCUCCCGGCGCGGGGCUCCGCUGCCCUCGGGCCGUUCGGGCGCCGCGGAGCCCGGCAGCGGCGGGGCGGCACGGCCGUCACCCGCAUCUGCGCAGCCCGCUCCCGGCCCGUGCGGCUCGGCGCGGCUCGGCGCGGCCCCGCGAGCACCGCCCUGGCCGGGCCGCCCGGUGCGGUGCGGUGCAGGGUAGGGUUUGCCAAAUCUCAGUCACAGUCUGCAUCUGAGAGGUAUAGGACCAGAGUGGAGCCAGGAGCAACCCUUGCUUGUGGUGGACCUGCUGUGCUCAUACCAUCUUAUGGUGGUCCCAGUGUCUUGGUCUGUGCCCACACAAGGUGAUGGACAGCAGAGCAGAGAUGGAGGUUGUGAGAAGCACAAAGGGGAGUGCUGCUGGGGAGGUCAGUGUCCAUGUGGUUACCACUGAGAGCACUGUGCAGAGCACUCACCUGCCAACGACUGCCUUCAUCAUACCAGCAAAUGCCGCUACCAUCAACCUUCCUGCAAGCACCUUAGAAAUUCAGCGAUUCCCGAGGGAGCCACAGAGAAGCACAGGGGCUGAGAGGCCAGAGAGGGGAGCAGGGAGUGAACCCAUCACAGCUACUGUCAUCCCCCAGAUCAGCGGGGUACAGACCUGCAACGCAGUCCGUGUGCUGGAGUGGAAGGAUGGGGUGGCCACUUUGCCUGGAAGUAACCUGCGGUUUCAAAUAAAUGAGUAUGGGACACUGAAGGUGGUGAGUGCUGAUAAGAUGCCUCCAUUGGAAGCUAUAAAGGAGGGCCACACAGAGAAAGAUGGGGACUCAGAGGUGGCACCAACUAGCAGGGACAAUCCUACUCCUGCUCAGGAUGUGUCAGAACAGCCCAAGCUGCCAACACCAGAAAGCAUGUGCCACUGUGACACAUGUGGCCGGAGACACGUGUCAGAUGGAGUCCGGGAAGGCAGGGGAUUCUGCAGUGAGCACUGUCACCAGCAGUUCAAAGAAAGGUCUGUCAUUGUGGAAAACUCUGCCAGCAGCACCAACACCACUGAAAUCCUCAAGCCUGUUAAGAAAAGAAAGAGGAAGGACUACCAGAGCCCUUCAGAGGAAGAAUAUGAAUCUGAGCAAAUGGAGGAAAAGCAGGAAGAGACGAAGAACUCUGUGGGAGACUCUGCCAUCAGCAAUCCAGAGGCUGACACAUGGAAUGGGAGCCAGCACGGUGCCAGCGAGGAGAAGAAAGAAGGCUGGUCUUGGGCGUCGUACCUGGAGGAGCAGAAAGCUGUCGCUGCCCCUUUAGAUCUCUUCCAGGAUUACCAAGUAGCUUCCCAGCACAAGAAUGGCUUUAAAGUGGGGAUGAAGCUGGAGGGAAUCGACCCACAACACCCAUCCAUGUACUUUAUCCUGACAGUGGCUGAGGUGUGUGGUUACCGGAUGCGCCUCCACUUUGAUGGCUACUCUGAGUGUCAUGAUUUCUGGCUGAAUGCUGACUCCCCUGACAUCCACCCUGCAGGCUGGUUUGAGGAGACAGGACAUAAACUCCAGCCUCCAAAAGGGGUUUUAGGUUAUAAGGAGGAAGAAUUCAGCUGGACAAACUACCUGAAGAUAACAAAGUCUCAAGCAGCUCCUAAGCAACUCUUCGUGAUCCGAAAUACCCACGAGGCUCCUCCAGGCUUUGAGGUGGGCAUGAAGCUUGAGGCUGUGGACCGCAUGAAUCCUUCCCUGAUCUGUGUUGCCACAGUGACUGAUGUGGUGGACAAUCGCUUUUUGGUGCACUUUGACAACUGGGAUGAUACUUACGACUACUGGUGUGACCCAAGCAGUCCAUACAUCCACCCGGUCGGAUGGUGUCAGGAGCAUGGCAAACCCCUCACACCUCCUCAAGAUUAUCCUGACCCUGACAACUUCAUCUGGGAAAAGUACUUAAAAGAAACUGGAGCAUCUGCUGUUCCAGCUUGGGCAUUUAAAGUGCGCCCACCCCAUGGCUUCCUGGUCAAUAUGAAGCUGGAGGCAGUGGACAGAAGAACUCCUUCCUUCAUCCGAGUGGCUAGUGUGGAGGAUGUGGAAGAUCAUAGGAUAAAGAUCCAUUUUGACGGCUGGAGCCAUGUGUAUGAUUUCUGGAUUGAUGCAGAUCAUCCGGACAUCCACCCCAUAGGCUGGUGCUCAAAAACUGGGCACCCACUGCAGCCUCCUCUUAGGCCAAAGGAACCAGCCUCCUCUUCCCAUGGGGGCUGCCCAACCCUGGGCUGCAAGAACAUGCCUCAUACCAAGAGCUCCAAAUACAGCUUUCACCACAGGAAGUGCCCCACACCAGGCUGUGAUGGGUCAGGACAUGUGACUGGAAGAUUCACAGCCCACUACUGCCUCUCAGGGUGCCCACUGGCAGAGAAGAACCAGGGCAGACUCAAGGCAGACUUGUCUGACACUGAGGCCUCAGCUCGCAAGAGGAACCUGAUGGGCUUCCCUCAGCGGAAGAAAUCCCGGCACCACGGGAGAGGGCGACCUCCAAAGUACCGGAAGAUCCAGCAGGAAGACUUCCAAACUAUUUCUUCAGACAAUAUGCACCAGUCGCUCUUCAUGUCUGCCCUGUCUGCCCAUCCUGACCGCUCUCUGUCACUCUGCUGGGAACAGCAUUGCAAACUCCUGCCAGGGGUGGCUGGCAUCACAGCAACCACAGUGGCCAAGUGGACCAUCGAUGAGGUUUUUAGCUUUGUUCAGACUCUGACAGGUUGUGAGGACCAAGCCAAACUCUUCAAGGAUGAGAUGAUUGAUGGCGAAGCAUUCCUCUUGCUGACUCAGACUGACAUCGUCAAGAUUAUGAGUGUUAAGCUGGGCCCAGCACUCAAGAUCUACAAUGCCAUCCUCAUGUUCAAGAACGCUGAUGACACCUUAAAAUGACUUUUCUUGGCCCCGCUGGGACCGUCCUUCAGCACUGGUGCUGCCAAACUGUCUGGCCAGGACAGAGAUUCCCCCGACCGCCCGCAGCUUGUCGUGUCCUGCAGCAUCUAUGCUCUCCCACCGGUCCAUCUCCCGUCCUCUCCCUCACUCUCUCUCCACGCUGCCUCUCUGCUCCAGUGCUGGGUACAGGCUGACCACAAGCCUUGGGGGUGGAUACACAGGCAGCAGGUGGAUGUGGGAUUAGCCUGCCUCUGUGCGAAUGCUGCCCCAAUGUCCUGCUAUGACUGCACGUAUUCGGGUGUGUUCAGGGAUGGCGGAGCAGUGUGGAGGUUGUAGCAGCUGGGCACACACCACAGCUUAAGCCACUGAGAUAAGGGUGGCUUAAGAGAGAGAGAGAGAUGAGAGAGUGGUGAGAUAUUUUUUUUCUCAGUGUGUUCCUCUUAGAGGACUUGGAUGCUCCCAAGGAGCUUCUGCUCACUUUGCCUUUUCCUAUCUGAAAUCUUGUGACUUGAGACUAGAUGAUAACUUUGCUUUGCCCCUUCACCACACUGGGAACCAGCGGCCCAUCUUUCCCCCACUGGGAGCAGUGUUUCCUGGCUGCAGUUCUGCCCAUGACCAGCAUCUGUGUUUUGUUCCUCUUUACUGUAAUGCAGCAAAUCCAUGGGGUCAGGGCUGGGUGGAUGCAGAACAAGCUCCAUUUCCACUUGCACUUCAGGCUGUCUUCGACAAUGUGGCUCUGGGAGAAACAAUGUUUGGUUAAUUUGUUCCCUCCUGCAGCAAUUAAAAAAUCCUCUGUGAAGGAGAGGCAGGCCUGCUUUGGCCCACUUGGGGACUUGGUGAACCUGAUCUCGUGGGUGGCAUCCCUGCCUAUGGCAGGGGGUAUGGAGUUAGAUGAUCUUUAAAGGUCCCUUCCAACCCGAGCCAUUCUGUGAUUCUGUGAUUAGGAGCAAGGCCCUUCCUAGAGCUGAGACCACUGCCAAGGGCAAAAAGUAUCUGUAAGCCGAAUCAGGGCUUGGUUCCUAAAGCAUUCCUGACUUCACAGAAUCACAGAAUUUCUAGGUUAGAAGAGACCUCAAGAUCAUCGAGUCCAACCUCUGACCUAACACUUGAUUGACUUGAUCCUGUCAAGCUGCCUUCUCCCCCUUUUUUGCCCUUGAGAGGCCCCCAGGCUUUCCUGUGUGAAGAGCAGAGUCCUCUGCUGUCUUAUAGAUUCCUUCUCUUCAAACCAAAAGAAAGCCAGCAGCUAACUCUUUUUCCUUCCUUGUCUCCGUCCGUCCGUCCUUCUGUCCGUCCUUUUAGUAACAUGGCACCUUUCCAACAAGGGUGCAAGCACUUUGGAAAUGCCCACGUAACUCUCCCUUGCAAUGGAGGAGAUUCCUGGCACAGUCAGACAUUCCGUGUGUUCCCAGGUACCAGGGAUGAGCCCUGUAGCACCCACACUGCACUUACUGUACUUUGUUAUCCUGUGGGUGCUGCUGGAGCAGUGGUGUGGCAGUGCAGUGCUGGAGGGCUCUCCGUAGUGUAUAGUGAUGUUAUCCAAGUCCCACAUCCACUUCUUUCUCAUUCCCAAGAACAACAUGCCAUAGCAAAACAUUUUUUCCUCUUUUCCAGUGUCCAAAGACAGAGAUUAAGGGUCUUGGUAAGUGCCCUAGCAAUGUCUCUUGGAGCAGAACUGCCUUGGAAGCCACUGUUACACGUGGGUCAAUCUGUUCUAGGAUUCCCAUGGAAAUGUAGCAUUUUGACUCUUCGUUACUGAAUAUUUGGGGUCACAUUUGACCUGCUCUUGAAAAGUCUGCUGCUUGCUCUUUAUGCAGGACUUGAAACUAGUCCAUGUAUUUAUUUUGUCAAUGCUUGGGUUUGAGUUAGCUCUCCCUCUCCUUUCCCUUUUCACUUUCUUUCACCUUUUCAAGCAUUGUGGUAUGGCCAGCUGUGGAGAGAGGGUGAGUAGGAAAGAAAAACUGGGUCUCACAGUUACUCCUAGUCACCUUUGAUUCACAGAAAAUGGUCCUGAAGGUGGUCUCUUCAGCUAAUGGGGGGUGUCUUCCUAGGCCACCGUGUGCUAGGGGCGAGGAGGAGCAGGCCUAGGACCUUCAGCUGUUGGACUCUUCAUGCAAGCCCUGCUGAGACAUCUUCAGGUGUGAUCUGGAAUGGUUCCUGCUUGGCUCGUUACUCUUGCAUAGGAUGUGGUUAUUGGGCUUGUAAGGAAACAACUUAUGAACAUCCUGUUCUCAUCUACUCCCUUCCCCGGCAAAGCCAUUCCUCCUGCUGGAGAAGGGACUAAGCACUGUCACUGGGUGCUAGGAGAGGAGUGUCAGAUCUGAAACCAGUGUGAAUGAUGGAGCGCCUUGUUUCUCACAGGGCUGCCCUGGGAAGCAGAGGUAGUGGUGAGUUCAGAAGAUCCCUGCUGAAGGGGAAGAGGAGCCAUAAAGCUUUCAAGACCAGGCACAACCAAUGCCAUCAGCUCUUGCUCUGUUGCAUGUGGUUGAGCCAUGCUCUGCCUGGGCAGCAGGCAAACAGGUGGUGUGUGCUCUGUACUGUGCCAGCCUUCAGCAUCAGCAGGAAGCUAUGCCAAUGGCAUAAUGCCUCACUUGGGCUCUUCUGACCUCCCUCUAAGCAAGCAGCCCCAAACCGGACAGGUCUGCAGAGGUGCCUUCCCUUUGCUCGUCUGCAGAAGGGCUUUCCCUUGGCUGUGGGGUUCGGUUGCAGAGCUGGAUCCCAGCCUCUGCGGGGUCUGAGCUCUGCCCAGGGAGUAGCUGUCAGGAAAACCAGCCCCACUUGAAAGGGGCUGCACAAACUUGUCUGCUGCACAGACUUGUCUGCUGCUUGAACACCAGUUCUUCAGCCUCUUAGGCUGUCUCCUCUCAGCCCUUUGGGUACAAAUCUUCUGGGUUGUUUUAGGUGAAAGAGUCAUAGGGUUUGUAGAUGGUCAAGGGCUAUUUGCUGUUAACUCUUAUAAGGUUUCCUUUAAAAAGGAAACCAAACCCAAAGUAUUGUGUGUACAUGUGGAUGGGUGUUUGUGGGUACCAGUGUGGAAAAUCACAAUAUCAUGUCCUCCACUGUUGGUAUGAUGCUGUUUUAUUGUGAUGGUCUCUGAAGCCAUGGCGGUGGCAGACCCCAGCCCAGGGUCUCAGACAACACAUUCUCCAUGAGCAGAAGUUGUCUCUGGUCCCAAGAAGGAAGCCAGGAGAAGGAAAGUUCGCUUGCACCCCUGGCCUUGCAAGACCUCUGUCUCCACAGAGCAUUGACCAGGAGGCCCUCUUCAGGGAGCAUCAAGGGCAGCUGUGACCAAGGCAGAAGGACCAAAGUUUCCUUUCCUUUUCGUCCAACGAGACUCCUUGCAGGAACAUCCACUGCCCUGUCACUGAGAAGAUGGAGUCAACACAGGGACUGAAGUGGGUCAACACAGGUCUGGGGCCUUCCUGAGAGCUGUGAUGACAGCGAAAGCUUCUAAAUCAAUGAAGGGUUUUUGAAGUCAAAUCUAUUCAUGAGGCUCCCCACGCCUGUGCUCCCAUCAUUCCUGUUCCUGCUGGAGCCAUGUGGGAUGUCCCACCAAACACUGGCCUCAGGCACAAGGCAUCUUCUGGGGUGGCUGUUCCACAAGUGGCUCUGGGUGGGUGGGGAUGGUUGGAUCCUCUUGAGAAGGGAUUUUCCUUGUGGAAACAUGCAGCAUGAUGGUGCGAGGCUGAGGUCUCCAUUUCUGAGAGCAGCCAGCCUGAAGCUCAGCAAGGAGGGUGGCAGCUUUCUGU